AUGAAUAAAUUAGCGUUUUACGGUUAUAUAGAAUUUUUUGAUACUUUUGAAGAUAGAGAGUAUGUUGACAGUCUUGAAAACGAUGUAUUAAUAUCAUCUAUGAUUAAUGGAUGUUAUGCCAAUUUCGAAUUCAAUAAAAGAUGUUUUAAAUUGAAAUAUACGGAAGAACAUAAAGAUAUAAUGAAUGGCAUUAUGAUAUCGCGUAAUGAUAGUGAAUCAGAAUAUUAUAAUUCAGAAAAAUUAUUUUAUGAUUUCAAUUAUCCUUUUAUAAGAUACGCGUUAUUAGGUGUACAUAGAUCCGAUUUGAUAUAUUUAUCUAUAAUAUUUGAUUGGAGAUAUGUAUAUGAGGAUUAUAUGGUUAAGUAUGGGGAUCUAACUUGUUAUAGUUUAGCAUUGUAUGUAGGCAAUGAAUAUUAUAUAAAGGAUUUACACAAACGUUGUAAAGAUUCCUAUAAUAGUUAUGAACACGAUGACCGCUUCUUUAGACAUUUAAAUACCAAUAAUUUAAGAAUAAUGUCAAACAAGUUUCCUAAAUAUUCUCAGUUUGAUGAUAUACCUGAUUAUAUUGAAGAGUCUGAUUUUAUAGAUAUUGCUACGAAUGUGGAUACAUCUAAUGUUACAAAUUAUGAUAUUGUGAAUAAUUUUGAUUUAGCCUAUAAGUUAUAUAAAGAAGGCAAUACUUGUAAUAUAGUAUUAUCAAAGAUAAUAUGUAUGAAUCCUACUAAAUUUGAAAACUUGUUUAAAAAGUAUAAACCAUUUAUUAUAUUCACUAGAAAUCAAUUUGAUACACGAUGUAUGAGCAGGUAUUCUGAAAUAGAACCUAGAGUUAAGUACAAUAUUUUAUAUAACAAUAUAAUAUCUUUGACUAUACACGGUAGUACUAAAACAAUAGAAAGUGAUAUAGAUAUACCCGAGUACAAUUUAUAUGUAUUAUCAGUUAAAAUGAGACAGCAUAAUUUAGUACAUAAAAUAUUAGAAUUGUACAAAAAAGAAGGUUAUUUAAUUAAAAUAAUGGAUUUAGAUAAUGAAAAAUAUAUAGAUCCUCCUUUAUUGAUUAAAGAAUUACCUAUUGUUAAAAAUAUAGAUCUAAUUAAAGGUGAUGAAUUAAAUCCUUAUGCUUGA
Messenger RNA from Lodderomyces oxycetoniae, 1122 nucleotides. RefSeq lists its product as uncharacterized. The record is from RefSeq and is a predicted model, not a curated record. Lineage: Eukaryota; Fungi; Ascomycota; Pichiomycetes; Serinales; Debaryomycetaceae. Bases 1 to 1122 code for a protein of 373 amino acids. The transcript has a single exon.